AUGAAAGCCAAGCCACUAAGCCAAGAUCCAGGCUCCAAGCGUUACGCAUACCGUAUAAAUAAGGAAGAAAAUCGUAAAGAGUUGAAGCAUGUCAAGAUUGAUGAAAGUUCUUUAGUGCAAGGGGGUCAAAAGAUAGAUUUGCCAAAAAAGAGAUAUUAUCGUCAGAGGGCGCAUUCCAACCCAUUCUCAGAUCACCAGUUAGAGUACCCAGCAUCUCCCCAGAAUAUGGAUUGGUCUAAAUUAUAUCCUUACUACAAAGAUGCAGAAAAUGGUCAAAUGACAAAGAAAGUGACUAUUGCCGAUAUUGGUUGCGGGUUCGGUGGGUUGAUGAUAGAUUUGUCACCAGCCUUCCCUGAAGACCUGAUCUUAGGGAUGGAAAUUCGUGUGCAGGUUACAAACUAUGUGGAGGAUAGAAUUAUUGCUUUGAGGAACAAUACAGCCUCAAAACAUGGAUUUCAAAAUAUUAAUGUCUUGAGAGGUAACGCUAUGAAAUUCUUGCCUAACUUUUUUGAAAAAGGUCAGCUUUCUAAAAUGUUCUUUUGUUUCCCCGAUCCUCAUUUUAAACAAAGAAAACACAAAGCAAGAAUCAUUACUAACACCUUACUAAGUGAAUAUGCAUAUGUUUUGAAGGAGGGUGGUGUCGUGUACACAAUUACCGAUGUUAAAGACUUGCAUGAGUGGAUGGUAAAACAUUUAGAAGAGCAUCCUUUAUUUGAACGGUUGAGCAAAGAAUGGGAAGAAAACGAUGAAUGCGUGAAAAUAAUGAGAAACGCCACAGAGGAAGGUAAAAAAGUGGAAAGGAAAAAGGGUGACAAGUUUGUCGCUUGUUUCACAAGAUUAUCAACACCAACCAUAUUGUAA
Molecule: messenger RNA, 861 nt
Organism: Saccharomyces paradoxus
Lineage: Eukaryota; Fungi; Ascomycota; Saccharomycetes; Saccharomycetales; Saccharomycetaceae
Gene: TRM8
Product: tRNA (guanine46-N7)-methyltransferase
Exons: 1
Coding region: 1-861 (286 amino acids)
Biological process (GO): RNA (guanine-N7)-methylation; tRNA methylation
Cellular component (GO): tRNA methyltransferase complex
Molecular function (GO): tRNA (guanine(46)-N7)-methyltransferase activity
Source: RefSeq, a predicted model, not a curated record